UUUUUUUUUAAUGCGUGACACUGAUGUGAAAUGUACGAAACAUGAAAAUUCAUGCUUAAAUAUACACACAAAAAAAAUGUGGACAUUUCACAUGUACAUGAACAAACCAUUUAUUCUUCUUUUCUUUUUGUACUUGUUAUGAAAUCAUAUCCAGACAAACUCAUUGUAGUUCCUCUUGAGAACAAAGUCUUAUUACCCUCUGUUGUCUUGCGUUUGUUUAUUCGUGGUAAACAAGCCAAUGAAUUAACAAAGUCUUAUUUUCGUCAAGAAAAUCAAAAGACAUCUCAAAAAGAUACUUAUAUUGCUUGUGUUCCACUGGAACCCAUUCAGCAUCCACCACAGGAUCGUCAUUCACAAGGUUACGAUACAGUGGGCACUCAAGCACCUCAAUUUCCAUUAACAACGACAAAACAAGUCGUAAGCAAUAACAAUAACAACAACAGUGGCGUGUUAGUUUCAACAGAAGACAGACAUCGACUUUUAUCAUUUGGUUGUCUAGCACGAAUCAUACGUGUCCAAAGAUCGGGUGCCAAUCUUUUUGGUGUCUAUGUUGAAGGUAUUCAGCGCUUCAAGGUCGACAGGUUUACUCAAAAUACACCUUCCAUGGCGUUCCCAGGCUGUUGGGUUGCACAUGCCUAUUACCCUGCUAUUCAAACAAACUCGUCAUUCAUGCAUCUUGAAAACCAGUUCAAGGAUUUAAGCCAGACAUUUGUGUCCAAAAUGCGGGAAUUACAACUCUCAGAAAGUUUAUUGACUCAAUUGGCUAAACUAGUCAAUACAAUGCAGGUUUCGUGUUUAGCUGAUCUUUUGGUCUCGCUGAUUGAGACAACAUUUGAGGAGAGAUGGUCUAUGCUUUCUACGUUUGAUGUAGGACAGCGAUUGCAAAAAGCGUGUGUAUUCUUGACACGACAAUUGCAUGUCUUGCAAAUUUCGGAUAAUUUAGGUGCAGGUAUUGAUGGUCGAUUAAGUAAACGACAACGUGAAUUUUACUUGAGACAGCAGUUAGAAGCCAUUCAAGAUGAACUGGACAGUAACAAUAGUCAUACACCCGUUCAUGUGUUGACUUCGCCCAAGCAAGAAGAAGACGAAUUAACUGUACUGCAUCGUCAACUUGUCCAAGCAAACUUGCCUAAUGAUGUUAUUCUUGUUGCUCAGCGUGAGCUUCAGCGCAUUCGAAAACUAUCGCCUGCUUCUUCUGAAUGGGGUGUAUCUCGAAACUAUCUUGAAUGGUUAGCUGAAUUACCUUGGAGCACAAGCACACCUCGUUCAGUGCUCAACAUACAAAAGGCCAAAAAUCAAUUAAACAAUGAUCACUUUGGCCUUGAACAAGUAAAGAAGCGUAUCUUGGAAUACCUUUCAGUGAUCAAAAUCAAAGGCGAUCUUAAAGCACCUAUCAUUUGCCUUGUAGGACCACCUGGUGUAGGCAAGACAUCGUUGGGUAGAUCCAUUGCGCAAUGUAUGUCGCGCGAGUUCCAUCGUAUCUCUUUAGGUGGUGUACGAGACGAGGCUGAUAUGAGAGGUCAUCGACGCACAUACGUAGGUGCCAUGCCUGGUUUGAUUAUCCAAGGGCUUCGCAAAUGUAAAGUAAACAACCCUCUUUUUCUUUUGGAUGAAAUCGAUAAACUUGUUCAUUCUUCUCAUUAUGGCGAUCCUGCUGCUGCUUUGCUAGAAGUCUUGGAUUCUGAACAAAACAACAGUUUUGCAGACCAUUACCUUAAUGUUGGAUUUGAUUUAUCGAAUGUCUUGUUUAUUGCUACAGCUAAUUCUUUAGACACCAUUCCAGGUCCUUUGUUGGACCGUAUGGAAGUCAUUGAACUUCAAGGCUAUACCAUUCAAGAAAAAUUACAUAUUGCCAAGACACACCUGAUACCUAAACAAGUAUUGGCUCAUGGACUGACUUUAGAUCAAGUCAAAUGGUCAGAAGAAGCAGCCUUGACUCAUUUGGUUGAACAUUAUACCAGAGAAGCAGGCGUAAGACAAUUAGAACGAACGCUAGCCUCUGUUGUACGUCACAAAUGUGUUGAACUCGCUGAACUUAGAGACCGUGGACAAGAACUGGCUUAUUCUCCUUCUAUCUGUAUUCAAGAUGUCGAGCUUAUUUUAGGCAAUAUCAAGUUUGAAAAAGAAGUAUCUGAACGCGAAUCGUAUCCAGGUGUAGUAACAGGCUUAGCUUAUUCUGGCAGUGGCAAUGGAGGUAUUCUAUUUGUGGAAGCCUCUAAAAUGCCAGGUCAUGGUCGACUUGAAUUAACAGGUUCCUUGGGUAAUGUCAUUCAAGAGUCUGCUAAAUUAGCUCUAUCUUGGGUGAAAUCAAAUGCCUUUGCACUCAAGUUAACAACACACUCAAAAGAAAAGCUUAUUGAACAAGACGAUAUUCAUAUUCACUUCCCUUCUGGUUCUAUACCUAAAGACGGUCCAAGUGCUGGCGUAACGUUAGUUUGUGCUCUUGUCUCUUUGUAUUCUGAUAAAUGUAUCCCAACAACAACUGCAAUGACAGGCGAAAUUUCUUUAAGAGGACAAAUAUUACCUGUAGGCGGCAUAAAAGAAAAAGUCAUAUCGGCACAUCGAGCAGGCAUUCGUAAAGUGGUUUUGCCCUUCAAAAACAAAAGAGAUGUCGAGAGUGAUAUACCGAAAACUAUAUGUGAUGAUAUUGAAUUCUGCUAUACAAAAACUAUUUGGCAAAUGCUGGAAUUUGCUUUUGAGAAUCAUGCUAGAACGACACAUCCUCGCAUGUUGGAAAGCCAUCUAUAAAUUACACACUUGAUUUAUUCUUACAAUAAAACAAAGAAGAGAGACACU
Molecule: messenger RNA, 2796 nt
Organism: Gilbertella persicaria
Lineage: Eukaryota; Fungi; Mucoromycota; Mucoromycetes; Mucorales; Choanephoraceae
Product: ATP-dependent protease La
Exons: 6
Coding region: 52-2748 (898 amino acids)
Biological process (GO): protein targeting to peroxisome; protein catabolic process; protein processing
Cellular component (GO): peroxisomal matrix
Molecular function (GO): ATP binding; ATP-dependent peptidase activity; serine-type endopeptidase activity
Source: RefSeq, a predicted model, not a curated record